Messenger RNA from Harpia harpyja (harpy eagle), 5389 nucleotides. It is a transcript of the gene ENDOD1, whose product is annotated as endonuclease domain containing 1. Gene Ontology annotation, molecular function: metal ion binding; hydrolase activity; nucleic acid binding. The transcript is spliced from 2 exons. Bases 161 to 1783 code for a protein of 540 amino acids. Lineage: Eukaryota; Metazoa; Chordata; Aves; Accipitriformes; Accipitridae. The record is from RefSeq and is a predicted model, not a curated record.
UGAGCCCCAGCCUGGACAGCCAGUGCCGCUCAGCUCUAGUCCUGCACCGCCGUAGGCUUCCCUCCUCCUCUUCCCAACGAGCCUGGAUGAUUUCAGGUUGCUUGGCAUUAUCUCCUGCAGGCAGUUGGCGUCCGCAGCGUGUGUCAGCGCAGCCCGGCGCAUGUUUGGUUUCACAACGCAGAAAGCACUGGCUCCCCGAAGGGAUCGGCUGUGGUUUCAUAUUUCAUUUCCCUCACACGCUACACCCGAAUUCCAGACGCUUUCUGGCUUCGCUGCUGCAUGGACUCAGAGCACAGGUCCUUUGCCGAACCCAGCGGAGGCAGACGGGGCUUCCCUCAGCUCCAGGGAGCGCACCAUGAAGACGUCAAUUGUGUUUUUGCUUUGCAUCACAGUUUUCCCAGGCUUUUCCCAGGGCAGAGUUGUCAGAGAGGAUGAAACUGGUUUUGCCGAGUGUAACGUGUUCUUCCCUGGACAAGUCCCACCCGAAGGAUUUACGGAGCCGUUCCACGUGAAAAUCUGUCAGCAGUACAACAAAGAGCCACGCUUUGCAACCCUCUACAGUACUAAGGACAAAAUCCCUCUUUAUUCAGCUUUUAAGUAUACAAAGCCAGCCCAAAACAAGGAGGAGAACUGGCUGGUCGAACCGCAGAUAGAUGAUCCAGAAAAUGACCUGCAUGAGAUGGUGCAUGAAGCUGAUAUUGUUGGCACUGUGGCCAACCUUGGUGCAAAUCAAGCCUUGACCUCAGACUACGUGGGCUCCGGUUACGAGAGAGGGCUGCUCAAUCCCAGCUUGCUCAAUGAGGAGGAUUUCCAGAUGGCCACUUACACGCUCACGAACGCCGUCCCUCUGAGCCCGUCUCUGAGCAAAAGCUGGCACAGAGACAUCGGGAGGGUAGUGGAGCAAGCUCUGGUCCCUCACUGCUCCAAGAAAGAUCAUCUGUAUCUCCUUGCAGGUGCAAUUCCUUCCAGUGUCCGAGUUAAAGGCAAGGUGUCAGUGCCAGAGACCCUCUGGCUGGCAGCCUGCUGCAAUGCUCCGGAGGGAUGGUCCCUGGGACUAGUGAAAAAAAUGAAUGAUGAAAUCAGCUUGGUGGACCUCACGGUGGGAGAGCUGGAGAAGCAGCUUCUAGCAGGAGUUCACUUGUUCAAGGGCAAGUGUGGGGAAGACAACAAAAGCCAGGAGAAAACGGAAGCAAUACUGCAAGCUGUCAGUCAGAUCCGCUCUGGAGAGCAAGUAGGAACAAGUGACAACCAGGAGGCCAAAGACAGUGGCUUGGUGAGAAGAGUGGCUGGCAUCAUUGCUACCCCUUUCAUCAAACUUCUGGAACUCCUCAUCUACGUGUUUGUGGAGCUGGUGAAAUUUGUGUUUUAUUUUCUGUGGCUUGUUAUCAAGUGGGUUGGUGGUGCAGUUCUGGAUGGACUCUACAGCCUGUGGAAUGGGGUGGUGUCCUACCUUAAAGCCAUCAGCACGGUACUCAUCAGCAUCCCCUGUGAUGUGGGGAGAGUCAUCAUCAACAUCUUCCUGGGCUUCCUGCAAAUUGUUCAAGAUGUGGCAUCCCUCACCUACAGGAUCCUGCGCAUCCCCGUGGGGUUUGUCCUUCACCUCGCUGCUUUCCCUUACCAAUCCAUCUGUGCCAUUCCUUCCGUCCUCAAAGACAUGGCCACCGGGAUCGGGGGCACCUUCUCUCUGGUCAUCGAUGCCACAGCCACACUUCUGCAUGGCUUUUAUUACCUGGCUUGUCACAUAGUCAAACGGUUUGUCCCUAAAGGCUCCUCUGAUGACUGAUAGGGAUGGAAACCAAGGCUGCAAAGACAUGGAGUGAAGGAAGAGUGGGGCAAUGCUUUAAGAUACCUGGCCAAACGCUGUCAAUUUUAUUCUGGUAUUUAUUGUAGUGACAUUAAUAACAAUGAACCGACUGGGGAGUAACAGGGAGGGCUGAGGUAAUGUUGCCGGGGGCAGCCACCAUUGUAACUCAAAUUCUGUCUGUUGUGAACUGUUCGGGUUUUAUUGGUGCAGGCCACAAAGUUUCUGUGAUUUUCAAAUGUCAAGAUGCUUCCUCUGGGAGAUGAAUGCUAAAUGUGGUAUGAGGUUAUUUCUUUCCGGCUAUGAUAACACUGAGGCCUACGCACCGGCAGUGAACUCUGCAGAAGCCCAUCCAUGCCAAGGAGGAGGUGGUGGUCGGGGAGGAUUUUAGUUACAGAGGGUUUUCUGGGACCUGGAGAAAGGAGGAGGCGAGGGUACAAGGAUUUGGGGCUGGGAAACAGCAGGGAGCGGGGCAGGAUGGGGGCAAGGUCCUGCUGUUGGUUGCACUGCUCAUUGCACCGGCGUCCCACAGGUGGAGGGGGUGCGACCAGGUGUAUCUCAUAGUCCUCAGGCCUUUCCAGGCAGCUGAAAUUGUGCGGAUCUUGCUGGGAGGAAAGACCUGCUACUCGUCCUUUUGCAUGGUGGCAAAACUUUUUCCCUUAGCCAUACCAAGUUCGUCUUCCCCCAACCCUUCCUUGCUCCCUGGUGACCACUGAAGGUCUAAGCCCUGAAGCUUAAAGAUGUGGCGUACCCUGAAGGUCUAAGCCCCUGAAUGUCUCAGCCCUGAAGCCCUUGUGCCUGCUCUGAAGCCCAGCGGCACCCGGGAGUCACGCUUUUGGCUUUGAAUCAGUUGCCACCUGCUCUGCCUCCCUUGAGAGCUGACAGCUCCCCGAGCACGCAGUGGUUUUUAUGUGCCCGAGGUCUCUGUGAGACGAUGCCCAGGCUGGCGAUGGGUAACGCCACAGCUGUCCUUCUGAGGCUUGUUUUGAAAGCACACCUCGCUGGGGAAAAAUGAUCCUCCUGGGUUUCCCUCUAGAGCAAAAGAAAAGCAGCUCUGCCCUUUCCAUCAGUCUGAGUUGGUGGCGGGGAUGCCCUCAUAGAAAGGAGACAUGGGAGAGGAGGUGCAUGGGGAGCGUGGGGGGAUUUUGCUGCUUUCGCGUGGGCUGAUUUGCUGCUUUCAUAGCCUGUACCCAGAGGUAGAGUCAGAGCGGGGCAGGAGCCAGCCCUGGGCAGGGCGGGUGGAUCCCCUCGGUGCUGUGCUGGGCGUGGAGCUGGCCUGAGGGACAUCAAGGAAACUUGUCCGGCAAUUGGGAGAGAAAAGGCAGAGGGAAUAGGAUACUUGUGGUGAGUUCCUUGCACUUGGAGGUCCUGGCAGCACUCAUAGAAGAGGGCUCUGCCACCCGCAAGAGGAAAAGAGGACUGUGUGGCUGUUGCAGCUGCAGGAACCAGCAUGGCCAAGCUCCACCUGAGCCCUAACGACAAAGCCUUUUGCUGGGCAUUUUUCCUCCUUAGCCAAUUUUGGAAACCUGGAGGAGGGAAAAAGUGGUUGUGUUGCCUCUAUCUCCCAUGGGGACUAUGAACUGUCAGGUGGGAUGAGAGGCAGGAGGGGGAUCUGGGGUGCAGCACUCAUUUUGCUGUGUGAAUACCCACUUGGGGAGCCCACGCACAAGCAGACAUGUUUAUGUCAGAGAUGAACCCAACUCCUCUUCUGCACCGCUCGUCCUCCCUGCUAGCUCUUCACCCUUUCCCCCAGCUGGCAUGAGCCAGGACCCCCCCACAUCUGGCACUCUGGAGCUGGGGCACACGUGGGGCCUUUGCAGGGGACCAUCAGUGGUUUGCAGCCAGACGAGGGGCACAGGGACACCCGCCGCUGCUGGAGGAGGGCACAGGGGUACUGCCCUUCCCCAGGGCUUGGCUCAGUGAGGGGCUUUGGGUCUCUUGGUGCAGCUGCCUGCAGGAGGGAGGCUCUCGAUCGCAGCAGCAUUUGCUUUGGCUGGACUCCAAGAGGCAUUUGGGACUUCUACAUACACAGAUCCUUCCCUUCACCCCCACCUCAUUCCCUCCCUCCAGCACCACGUUGGUUUUGGACCCCGAUCUGCCAUAGCAUCCCAUAAGGAGUACCAGGGGUGUGCAAGCCAGUGCUGCCGUCCCCGGGGGGGACCCAGCGGUGCUGUGUUGGUGGUGGCCAGUCCUGGGUUGAAGAAAGCCCAAUUACUCAACGUGGCAACUUUGCCUCUCUGCCUCAUGCUGCCUGAGGCAAGGCUGAGCUGGGAGGGGAGAGAUUCAGAGGGUAAAGGAGAUUCUGCUGGUUCAUGGUGGCAAGAGAGGGUUGUUUCCUUAGCUCAAGGGCUGUGUUCAACGCGACCAGCUGUGCGUGCACAUCCUGGACCAGCACACCCUGACCAGGUGGCUCCCUGUUCAGCAAUGACGCUAAUGGCAUCAUUGGGGAUGCCAAUGAUGGGGAUGAAGUGGGGAGGCAGCAGGAUAAGUGGGAGAGAGGAUGACUUCUUGUCUCACCCUUUGUGGGCCAUGGCUGGUUUGUGGAGAGAGGCAGCCUCCAAGCAGUGCUGGCUUUGUUCAAAAGGAAAGGCAGCUUUUGUGUGCCAAUAUGGGUAUAGUUGGGUGAAGUCAGUGGUGUUUUACAAGUCCCUCCUUUGCCUUGGAGCUGUUGGUUUGGGGAUUUUUGGGUACAAGGGGCAAAGUCCAGGUUGCUGCUCCCAGCAGGCAGACAGCAGCCUGCGGAUGCUCUCCAAACCACACUUUGCAUCUCUGCCUACUCAAACGUGCCUUUCCUGCUGCAGAGCCAGAUGCGGAGCUGGUUUCCCACUCCUUCACGAGACCCUGUCCCAACCCCAGCGCUCCUCUCGGGCUACAUGGCAGCUGUCAAGGCAGGAAAGCAGCCAGCUCAGGUCCCAGGAGAUGGCAGGGUGGGGUGACGGGCACCAGCCUCGGGGACCCCGGGUCCCCAGCAGCCUCUGGAGGCACGUGUGGUGGCAGCAGCCGGCGAUGCACUUCUCAGGGGUCCUGCACCCAGAGCAGCUUCCCCACAGCUUAACCCAGCAGCCCCCGCAUCCCAGUUCCACCAGCAUCUCCAGUGCACCCCCCCAGUUGCAGCGAUGUGGGGGCUCGUGCUGAGAGGCAGAAAAGCUGAGGCACCUCAGGAGGUCUGCGUUGCCGCAUCUCCAUCGCCAUCGCUACCCAGCCUAGCUCGGGUCAGGCCAGCAGGUCCUCAUGCUGCAACUGUGUCUUCUGACCGCAGGUGGGCAGUCCUUGAAAUCUAAGGGGCUGCAGCACUGUAGGAUUUGGGUAGAUGUGGAACAGUUAUUAAAAUUGUCUUAACGUGCUCAGAUUUCAAAUGCUAAGAACCGCAACUGACACGGGGCAUUUUUCUUCUGUUCUGCGUGUCUGAGCAGGUGAUGGGAAAUCUGUACUGAACGCUGAGCAAUUAUCACAGAACAAGGAACAUCCUGCUAAAAACUAACUAUUGUUUGAGAUUAUUCUUAUCUGGGCAUGAUUUAUGGCUUCUGAGCUUUACUCUAUCCUUGGAAACAUAUGGCUUCAACAAAAUAAAAGUUACUUUUCCAAAGA